GUCCCCUCUCAGAUCCUCGCCGAUCCACUGAGAUCCUCUCAGACCCACAUCUCUCUCUCUCUCUCCCUCUCUCUCUCUCUCAAACACACACACAUUUGUCACCCACGGCUCCACAUGAACACCGGGACCAGAACCAGGACCAGCCCAAACCUUCUCGACCGUCGUGUUUGGAUGAGGACAAAGUGAUCAUCUGAAGGAAUUAUCUCCCCCUGCUUUUCCUGGAAAAGUUUCCAGCGGGAGCGAGCAGCGGGAGCGAGCCGAUGGGAAGAACUUUGUUCCGGGUACCUUUCCACAUGGCUCCAACGUCACCUAGGAGGUGAAGUCGCCACACUUCCUUCCCAGAAUUUUGCUUUCACUGCUCGCCGACCUGCGUUCCUUCUCGCCCGCCGGAACCCCCGCGCUCACGUCCAACAUGGCGUCCAGUCUGACAUGCGCCGGCGCGCUGUGGGCGCUGUUGUCGCUGCUGUGCGCCGCCGCCUCCUGCGUGGGCUUCUUCAUGCCCUACUGGCUGCUGGGCGCGCAGAUGGACAAGCCGGUGUCCUUCGGCACCUUCCGCCGGUGCUCCUACCCGGUGCGGGACGAGGAGCGGCAGACCACGGUGAUGCUGGAGCAGUGCGGCCGCUACGCCUCUUUCGGCGCCAUCCCCAGCGUGGAGUGGCGGAUCUGCACGGUGGUGACGGGCGCCGGCUGCGGCCUCCUCCUGCUGGUGGCGCUCACCGCUCUCAUGGGGUGCUGCAUUUCUGACCUCAUCUCGCGCACCAUCGGCCGCGUGGCGGGAGGCAUCCAAUUUAUCGGAGGCCUCCUCAUCGGCUCCGGCUGUGCGCUGUACCCGCUGGGCUGGGACAGCGAGGAAGUCCAGCAAACGUGCAGCAACAACUCCGACCAGUUUCAGCUCGGUUCCUGCCAGAUCGGCUGGGCCUACUACUGCACGGGGGCGGGGGCGGCGUGCGCCAUGCUGCUGUGCACCUGGAUGUCCUGCUUCGCCGGCAAGAAGCAGAAGCACUACCCGUACUGAGGGGUGGAGCCUACGCACCACCACAUGAUGGCGCCACCGUGCACCACGAGGGACACCACUUGUCCGGCAAACUGCAGGGACUCUUUCAUAACACACACACACACACACACACACACACACACACACACACACACGCUCACACACAGCUCUGAAAGCUUCAAGUUAAGGUGUGGACCAAUCCUCUUUGUAAUCCUUUAUUUAAGCGUUGCUUUGAACUUCUCUUUGUUUUCCUCUUGAUGUUGAUGUGACGUGCGCCCUGCGUUGAAGACUAAAUAAUCACACAGUGGAACCUCCAUUUACGUUAAAGUUUGUGUCGUGAAGCACAUUUCUCCAAAGGGAACGAUGUCAAUAUGAAUAAUGGGUUCCAGCCGGGACCAAAGUCCAUAUUUUAGUGAGGUU
Messenger RNA from Nerophis ophidion (straightnose pipefish), 1414 nucleotides. Its product is annotated as LHFPL tetraspan subfamily member 6 protein. Bases 413 to 1015 code for a protein of 200 amino acids. Gene Ontology annotation, cellular component: membrane. The transcript has 4 exons. Lineage: Eukaryota; Metazoa; Chordata; Actinopteri; Syngnathiformes; Syngnathidae. The record is from RefSeq and is a predicted model, not a curated record.